AUGAUAAAAGACGAGGAUUCCACCUUUAGAAUAUUUGUAAUACUACUCAACUCCUUGUCCUUUAUACUCACCAUCCUAAUUCUGCUGUUUAUAUGCAGAAUAAAACAGCUUCAUGAAAGACAAGGUCACACGAUUCAAAUUGUUCUCAUUUUAGAAUGCAUGUUCUCCUUUUUCUUAAUACUUUCACAAUUUUAUUUCGACGCACAUGAUACUUAUGAGACAACAUUUUAUGUGGACAAUUAAGGCAAAGGUUGCAUAGCAAUUGGCAUACUUAAUGUAUUCACAUCAUUCGCAUAUUUUACAAAUAUCAACCUUUACUCCUUCGAAUCCUUGGGCAUAUUGAGUUCGAAAUUCAGCAAGAAUUACAAAUUGCGACAUUUGGCUGUUGUGUCAGGUUCCACAUUUUUUGCUCUAUUGGCAUUCUUAUUCGAUGCCAUAGGAUUCAACAAAAUAGGCAUGUGUUCCUUACUUCCUGAAAAUCUGUUCGCAGCAUUUUUGUUAAUACUCACAUCCAUCACCUUCAUUAUAUUAGUUUGGACUUGUACAUAAAUUCAUGGACUAAGAAAAGUACUAGGCAAAGACUUGACUUCACGGAUCUAAGACAAAAAGUACAAAGUGAAUUUGAUUUACAUCAUAACUUUCCUCAUCAUUAGAAUACUACCGGUAUUGAUCUUGACAAUCAUUUCUCUUGCAGAUAGCGAUACAGAAACCUACAAUGUUGCUUUCUAUGUGUUAGCAAUCCCUAUGUCAUUAGGAGGAGUGUGUUUGAGUUCGAUCAGAUCUCAAGAACCAACAAUUCAGGAUUAUUUGACUCGGAAACUGCAAAAAUAAAAAUCUGGAAUUGUCGAACUUUCCUUACCCAAAAUGGAAGCGAGAGCCUUGAGCAACUCCAUUUCGAAUUUGAGUUCAGAUUCCUUGAUUAUUAAAACACAUUAUCUCUCUUACCUGCAAGGAACGACGAGAGACAACAGUGUAGCCUAUCGGAAGACCUGUUUGGACAAUGAAGAAUUGGUUGCAAAACUGACAUCUCAGAUGGAAAAUAAUCAGAUUAAGUUGAAAUUCAAUGAAUUCCUCUUUAUAUUCAAAAUAAUCAGAGAAAUGAACACCAGUUAAAUAAUACCCAUUACGAUUACGAAUUUAUCACAUUAUCACAUGAAACACAUGAGAUAGAAGAUCAUCUAUUUCGAUUGCGAUUCCGACUUAAAUGUCCCAGAAAUUGUAUGCACCAGUUAUGCAGAAUCCGUUUUCAUUUAAAUACACUCAAUCGAAUAAUUUAUUACAUCAUUUGAUGAACAAUUUAAUAAACAUUUUGUAGAAUAACUGCAAAACUCUAAACUGAAAUCAUAAACUAAUACCCUAACCACAUACGACGGAGAAGUACUUAUCUCCAUUAUUAAUAAUUAAGCCAAGAGAUAUUUGACAAGGCAUUUACUGUCAGCUAUUUACAACUUAAGCAUUUCUGCCUAGAGAUCAUUCAUCCCCCCCAUGAUUGGACUCUACUCAAUCGUGAAUGAGGAUAAUCAGUUCUCAACUCUAAUCUAGAGGAAUCUCCUCAAUUCCAUCGUCUUGGAGCAGUAAGGCUUCAAAAUCUAAGGGUUCUUCACCUAUUAGGUGGGCCAAGUCGACGAGGAAAUCAAGGGGGGAAGUGACACCUAUGCCAAGAUGAAGAUGAAUCCCAAGGUGAAACAAGAAUUUCUCAACACCCUCAAUCAGGACCUGAUGAUCCUUAGAGAUCAGUUUUUGUGGGGAUACUCCUUCUCCGUGAUCUAUUUGGAGGCCGAAGAGGGAAUUAAGAUGCCUCCAAAUAUGUACAAGACUCGCAAUGGAUAUGUGGUUGCGAGUCUAGGAGGUAUUUUAGAUUAGUUCUGGAUUUCCAAUAACGAAACCACUGCCCACCCAGAACUGUACGCAUCGUAAUUAGCUUAACAAAUUGAUUUAUUAUUAUGA
Paramecium tetraurelia is the source of this 1947-nucleotide messenger RNA. RefSeq lists its product as uncharacterized. NCBI's taxonomy places the organism in Eukaryota, Ciliophora, Oligohymenophorea, Peniculida, Parameciidae. The transcript is spliced from 3 exons. The record is from RefSeq and is a predicted model, not a curated record.